This is a messenger RNA of Orycteropus afer afer, 2064 nucleotides long. The record is from RefSeq and is a predicted model, not a curated record. NCBI's taxonomy places the organism in Eukaryota, Metazoa, Chordata, Mammalia, Tubulidentata, Orycteropodidae.
AUGAAAGGUGCCCCUUCCUCUUCAGCUCCCUUGGCUCUGGUAGCCUUGGCUCCCCCUGCGGUUCAGAAGAGUUCUGCUUUCCCACCUAACCCUCUGACCUCCCCUCCAAUUGUUGUAGCCAAGUCAGUGUCAGUGACAUCUCUGUCAACUCCCAUUGCUCCCUCAGACCCAAAGACCUCUUCUAUUCAAGUUCCUUCCCAGGUAGUCCCUAAUCCAAAAAGUACCACCAGCUCUCCAGAUAAAGUCAGUGCUAUUCCAUCCCACUUUGUCUCUGUUAAGUCUGGAUUAGCCUCCUCUGACCCAACCUCCCAUACUGCAUUGGUUACAGUACCUGUAACUCCCAAAGAGCUUCAUAUUCCUCAAGAAAUAACCACUCUGGGGAUACCGGUCUCUCCUUCUUUGCCAGCCCUUGAGGACCCCAAAACUCUCCCCACUUCGGUGUUGGUAAAGCUCCCAACCCAAACAGAUACUCAAACUGUACCUGCCUCUCCUGUAGGAGUUCUUGUUUCUCCAGCCCAAGAAGAACUUCCCACCAUGAAAGACCCUACUCCAUUGGCUUUGGCAGUCCCUAAAGAUUCACCUUCACCCCAAAGUACAUCUUCUUCUCCAGAGAUGUCUCUUUCUUCUGAAGCUACCUUAGCAAAGAAGAGCCUUGAAGAGCCUUUUCCUAUGGUUAAGCCAGCCAGUGCUACUGCAUCUCCUCUUGGUGUUCUUAAUUUCCCAACCUCUGUAAUCAAGACAAAUUCCUGUGCAAGCCCAGAUCCUGCUAGUCUGCUCCUCAGAAGUUCUCCCACUAUCCCAAUAGUAGCUCCCACAGCAGAUCCCACAGGCAUGUCAAAUAAAAAGAAUCCAGCUACCCCUGCUGGAAUGGCUCUUGUAACUGCCCAAGGUACCUCUGCUCCUACAACUACUACAGCCAGCCCUUUUCUAGAAGGAGGUGUCUCUUUAGUUCCUAAAAGUCACCCAGCUGAGAAAGGUACUUCCACUCUUGCUACUUCACCUUUGGUUUCUUCAGCCUCUGAAAGUUGCCCUGUAGCUCCAGCUGUCACUUCAUCCUCCCAGGAUGUUUCAGCUUUUCCAGCUACCUUGGUCUCUGAAAUUCCCAAGUCUGUGCCCUUUCUCUCUGUUCCCCCAGAAGGGAUGAGUCCUUCAGAUGCAAAGAAAGUUGAUGAUAUUUGUCAUACCUCAGUAUUGGCACCUGCAGCUUCCUUUCCUGAAGGGCCCCCAAAUGAGAAGGACUUUGGUGCUUCUGUUACUUCAUCUUCCAGAGAAGGAACUCUAACUGAUGUAGUUGACUCCCCAUCUCCUUCAAGGAUCAGUGGUGUAUCUCCUCAGGCUAAAAGACCUCCAACCAAGAAGGGUUCAGCUACUUCCCCUGUUACCUUGACUCUUGCUUCUUCUGUUUCUAAAAGUGAACCUGCUAUCCCUAGUUCUCCGGUUGGAAAUCUUUCAUCCCCUGUUUCUCCACUUGAAGCUUCCCUUCUUCCAGAAGCCAGUCAGUCUUUUCAAGGCUCUAAAGGCUUACCAGCCAAGAAGCAUUCUCCCACUCCUCCAUCCCUGAAAGAGUCUACCCCUUCCCCAUCUGUUACUCCUUCCCCCAAGGAGGGCCCUGCUAUCUCAUCACCCAAAGGGGCCCCAGGAACCCCAUCUCCCAAGAAGAGCCCUACUCCCCCACCUAUGACUCCUUCUUCCAAAGGGGCCCCAGCAGCACCAUCCCAAAAAGGAGGCCUUACUCCCCCACUUCCAUUUCUGCCGUCCUCACCUGGGCUGGUGCUGGAAUCACCCCAUAAGCCCCCAGCCCCUGCUGAUGAGGAUGAGCUGCCGCCUCUGAUUCCCCCAGAACCAAUCUCUGGGGGAGUGCCUUUCCAGCCAGUUCUCGUCAACAUGCCCACCCCCAAAUCUGCUGGAAUCCCUGCCCCAACCCCCUCUGCCAAGCAGCCCAUUCUGAAGAACAACAAGGUCUUUGUUGAUGCUUGGUCUUUCAAUUGUGGGAAACUUCAAAUAUCUGAAUUAUGUUUGGGAGAAAUGGGGGAGGUUAUAGGAGAGGUUAUAGUGGAAAAGUGA